Xiphias gladius (swordfish) is the source of this 1385-nucleotide messenger RNA. It is a transcript of the gene pnpla4, whose product is annotated as patatin-like phospholipase domain containing 4. Gene Ontology annotation, molecular function: triacylglycerol lipase activity; retinyl-palmitate esterase activity. The record is from RefSeq and is a predicted model, not a curated record. The transcript has 7 exons. Bases 380 to 1168 code for a protein of 262 amino acids. Gene Ontology annotation, biological process: lipid homeostasis; triglyceride catabolic process. Gene Ontology annotation, cellular component: cytoplasm; lipid droplet; membrane. Lineage: Eukaryota; Metazoa; Chordata; Actinopteri; Istiophoriformes; Xiphiidae.
CGUCAGUGCUGCUCCAGUGUAGCCGGGGAUUUUUUUUUUUAAUAAUGAAAACUAUCCAUUUAACUUGCUCAAUCAGAAAGGACAGUUUUACCGCUGUAGCUAAAACCCGUCGAAAUGAGUAAACGCCAAAGGUUUCCUGUAUUGGGACUUGAGACACGGUAUGUCCUCUUCUCUUCAGCUUGACCAAAGCUUUGUAAGCUGUGACAUUGUAAACGCUGCUCUGACGAAAGGUGGAAAUAAAGCACACUGAAGCCGGCAGCGUUUUUCCGACAGCCCGCGGGCUCCGAGUUGACACAGAAGCCGCCUCAGCCAUACGCAACGAAGUUUCCCGGUUUUAAGGGACAUGUAAUAUGUGUCAGCGUGUACCGCCCGCACACAUAUGCACUGGGGUACAGAGGUAUUGAGGAUGACAGGUCUGAAUUUGUCAUUUGCUGCAUGUGGUUUCUUGGGGAUCUACCACUUGGGUGCUGUGGGGGCCUUUCUUCGCCAUGGGGACAAGCUCCUGGGCUCCCUCAGGGCCUGCGCAGGGGCCUCAGCUGGGGCCCUGGUGGCUGCUGUAAUGAUCACGGCUCCCGACAAGUUGGAGCACUGUAAAGAAUUCACCUACACGUUUGCUGACAGUGUGAGAGGACAGCAGUUUGGAGCCGUCACACCAGGGUACAACUUCAUGCUCACGCUACGGGAGGGGAUAGAGGAGAUUCUGCCCAGUGAGGCUCACAGACUGGCCACUGACCGCCUCCACAUCUCAAUAACACACUCCAAAAGUGGCAAGAACCAUAUUGUGUCCAGGUUUACCUCCAGGGAGGAGCUCAUAAAGGCUCUACUGGCCAGCAGCUUUGUACCAGUCUAUGCUGGACUCAAACCAGUGGAGUUCAGGGGACAGAAAUGGAUUGAUGGAGGGUUCACUGACAGCCUGCCAAUUCUACCAGUGGGACGAACCAUCGCUGUAUCUCCCUUUGCUGGACUGCAGGAUGUGUGCCCUGUCCACAGAGGGCACUUCAACACUCAGCUCAGACUGGCCAACAUGAACAUAAUGUUCUCCAUGGAGAACAUCAAACGUCUGAACCAGGCUCUGUUCCCUCCAUCGACUAGCAGCAUGCAGUUUUUAUGUGAAGAAGGUUUUGAUGAUGCCGUGAGGUUCUUGAAGAGAGAGGACUGGAUGAGCUGACGGUCAGAUCCACUCAGGGAAAGAACUAACUCUUAAGAACAAGCAUGAGAACAAAUGUGAGAAUGGAUUUUAUGGAUUUUACUGUAUUUAUUUGCUGUGUGAGUUUAGUUUUUCUUGUGUUUCCAUGGAGUGAUGUUGUAGAGAAAAUACAAACACACUGAACCAAAAGCUCUGUGUGGACUAUCUGGGAACAUCACUUGUGAUGGUUACGGUGCAU